AGGCGGUGCAAUGACGGCCAACUUCUUCCUUUCUUUUGCUUCUCCAUGAUCUCCAGUAUCUUAAUCAUUACAAAAGCUCCAUAUAAUAAGUACACAAAGACGCCAAAACUUCAGAGUUUAUUUGAUAUCUCAAGACAGGAUCUGUUCCAACUCGCACCUUUUGAUUUCUCAGUUUCUGCUUAUUGUAUUCUUUUAAUGACCCAGAUGAGAAAGAUUGGUUGGCCCAAGUUGAAAUUUUCCUUCGGAAGGGCAGGCCGAGCUCUGAAGGAAAGGGCAAAUAGCUUGUCAAGCAAGUUAAGCGUGAAUGAAGAAUACAUGGAAGCUUUCAGAACCGAGUCUUACAUAGACAUAUGGAGCAAAGUUCAAGGUCAGCUGGGAAGAACAAACAAUGUUAGUACUAGCAGUAAACUCUCUUCAUCGCCUGCUCUUCCUCUCUAUCUGCAUCUCUCCGAAUAUUUACUCGAACCAAGUCAAGAAACCCUAGUGGAAAUGAUAAAAGGCAUGAAUCUUCAUUACCUUUUAAUGGAUUAUUUUGAAGCCAGCUUUGAAGCGUGUAAAGUCUGUGAAUUACUCCUUCAAAGCAUCCAUCAAACGCGUGCUAAUUAUAGAAAAAUCAAGCUGGGUAGAAGUGGGCAUGAUCAUGCUGAUCAUUAUGCUGAUAAGCAAUAUUGCCAGGCUCUCCUCGGUGAGCUUGCUGCAAUUGCAGUGUCAAAAAACCCAUUAUCGAAUAUUAGUACAAUGCAAUUUCGUGAUAUUCAUGAUGGCCACAUGGCAUUGUUCCAUAGACUAACAUCAAAAUACAGAACAAUCAAAAGGGGAGCAAGCUUUCAUAGAAUUUGGAAGAGGGCUUGUGGGAUUAGUCUUUUUAUUUCACAAACUGCAGUUCUGAUUCUGCUGCUGAUAUUAGCACUCCAUAGCAUGGUUGGAAUCGCGGCAGCACCAACGCUACUUACAUUUUCCUUAGGUUUCUCUACGAAGAAAAUGAAGGGGGGUUGUGGAGGUUUUAAGACUAGAUCAUUGCUUGAUAGACUUGGUGAGCAACUUGAUGUUGCAGCCAAAGGGGUUUACAUAUUGAUCAAUGAUUUCGAUACGAUGAGCCGGAUGGUUAAGAGGUUAAACGAUGAGGUAGAGCACCAGAAAGCUGUUGCGGAUAUGUGUGUUAGGAAUGGGAAAUGUGAACUAUUAAAGGAGGUUGUGAGGGAAUUUCAUAUCCACGAGUCAAGCCUUCUGGACCAGUUAGAAGAGCUUGAAGAACACAUCUACUUGUGCUUUCUCACAAUAAACAGGUCCAGGAGGCUUGUAAUCCAAGAGAUAAUGGAGGCUCACCAAUGACACAGAUCAUCUUCAUAAGCAAAUAGAUGGUGACCAUUCUUGUUGAUCCAUAAGAGUCGAUUCGAGAUUAAGAUUGUUGUACGUGGAAUAGAUUUUGUUAAUCCACAAUGAUGACAGAUCCUGAUGUUUAAUUUGUUCAAGUUCUUUUCGAGUCUUUAUAAUUCUUUUGUAUUUAGUUAAUACUAAGAAAAAUGCUAUAUCUACCGAGA
Molecule: messenger RNA, 1541 nt
Organism: Carya illinoinensis
Lineage: Eukaryota; Viridiplantae; Streptophyta; Magnoliopsida; Fagales; Juglandaceae
Product: UPF0496 protein At1g20180-like
Exons: 2
Coding region: 46-1332 (428 amino acids)
Source: RefSeq, a predicted model, not a curated record